AACAGUCACACAGAAGUUAGCAGUACGGUGUAAAUAAUCCUGGUACAAAGUUUUUACCCGCCUGUUACUCGAACUUGUGGUGGAUUCCUUCUUAAACUUUCCCAGAUGCGGUGGUCGUCUGAGAAACAGCGUCUACUCCGCGUCGGAGAGGAUACUGGGUCUGAGUCUGGUCAAGACAGGUCGACUCCCUCUUCUUGAACCAGUUACAAUAUCUGGCAGCAUGGUCAAUGGGUUGAACGUGACGUUCGCCUUCAAACUCGGCGAUGGUUCGGAAACAUUGGAACCUUCAGAGGAGCCCCUGAUUCGCCAUAUUUAUGACCAGCCUGGGUCUUAUGUUGUCUCCAUGGAAGCGACCAAUCCCAUUACGGGCUCGAUAACAGUGUCAGAGAUGUAUGACGUCGAUGAUCCCCUGGGACCUAUAGAGCUGCAUUGUCCACACUCGGCCCCUCUAGGAUCAUGGGUAGAGUGUAACGGCUCACUGAUUCGAGGAUCGCGCAUCAAUAACACUUUCCUGUUUGGCGACGGAAGUCAUGAGUUCAUCUCACUGAGUAAGUCAGCCGCAUGAUUUGGAAGGAUUGCCGAAUGACGUACAGCCUUUGUGCUUUCUAAGGGGCAGGGGUGGGGGGUGGGGGUGAUUAUUUUGUUUUGUAUGCUGUCGGGAAGUACCAUAGACUAGUUCCUGGCGUGAUGGACUCUAGAUCAAAUGGUCCUGAUAAUAUGAUUAACUGCGUUAUCGUUUUUUGCAAACAAAAAAUGUAAACAUCUAAACUCAGGUAAAGGAACCGAAGAAUCCACUUUGGGCAAAGAUUCUUCGGUUCCUUUGAUGCCCCAUGAUCCGAGACAUCUUGAAUUAAUCUGUUUAGAAAAGAAACGCAAAUCCGUCUUCGGAUUUAAGAAUCCAAUCUUGGAUUUUCUUAAAGCAACGCAUCCUUACUUUUGAGUCACACACGCGAGCGAAAAGCGAGUCAGCGAGCACAGCGAUUCGGCCUGGAGGAGUCUGGUGCUGGGAGCAGUCUGGCCUUGCGCUUGCGUGUGUGCUUCCCAAAAGCGAGCCUGCUCGCAGGCUAUGGAUAAUGCUAUUGACCGAAUGAAUUGGACAUCCGGACGAGGAGUAAAAGUAGGCACCGACAGAUGCUAGGACAACCUGACGAAACAGAAUUCUGAGGAGUAACCUGGGAUGGACUCAAAGAUCAUCCAGAGACGAGUAGCAACUCUUCCAGUCACUAUAUGCUACAGAUAGCGGUUAAAAUCGUUUUGAAACUGUGCAAAAGGCUUAUCGUUUAAUAACUCUUCUUUUUAAAUUUGUCAUUAGGUUCUCGCUAUUACAACGCCGGACCACACAUUCCUCGAAGCAACAAUACGUUAAAUCUGCUCUCGUCGAGUCCUCAAGGCACAAUCGUGUCGCCAGCUUAUGAGUUCCGGCACGACGGUACAGUUACUGAAUGGGAGUUUGAAGGAGCAAAG
Orbicella faveolata is the source of this 1464-nucleotide messenger RNA. Its product is annotated as polycystin family receptor for egg jelly-like. NCBI's taxonomy places the organism in Eukaryota, Metazoa, Cnidaria, Anthozoa, Scleractinia, Merulinidae. Gene Ontology annotation, biological process: detection of mechanical stimulus. Gene Ontology annotation, molecular function: protein binding; calcium ion binding; calcium channel activity. The record is from RefSeq and is a predicted model, not a curated record. Gene Ontology annotation, cellular component: membrane.